Trifolium pratense (red clover) is the source of this 4220-nucleotide messenger RNA. Its product is annotated as putative disease resistance protein RGA4. Lineage: Eukaryota; Viridiplantae; Streptophyta; Magnoliopsida; Fabales; Fabaceae. Bases 73 to 3432 code for a protein of 1119 amino acids. Gene Ontology annotation, molecular function: ADP binding. Gene Ontology annotation, biological process: defense response to other organism. The record is from RefSeq and is a predicted model, not a curated record. The transcript is spliced from 3 exons.
UUGACUUCACAAUCUCAUCAUUUCUCAAACAAACAAAAUCUUGCAUUUUCAUUCUGAGUUAGAACUUAGAAGAUGGCAGAGGCUGUGGUUGAAUUUGUGCUUAAGAAUUUGACCUCACUCAUUGCAAACAAGCUUGGCCUAUUUCUUGGUUUCGAUAAAGACUUUACGAGUAUUGCUAGCUUGCUCACUACAAUCAAGGCUACACUUGAAGAUGCUGAAGAGAAACAAUUCUCAAACAUAGCUAUAAAGGAUUGGUUGCAAAAGUUGAAAGAUGCUGCUCAUGUUCUAGAUGAUAUUUUGGACGAGUGUGCCACUGAAGCAUUCGAGUACAAACGAGUCAACUGUGGACAAUCUGAGAACGUACAAACCUCUUUCUUAUCAUCUUUUCAUCCAAAGCAUGUUGCUUUCCGUUACAAAAUUGCUAAGAAAAUGAAAAAGAUAAGGGAGAGGUUAGAUGAAAUUAGCGAAGAAAAGAGCAAGUUUCAUUUGGUUGAGACAGAUAGGAAGAGGAGAAAUGGAGUCAUUGACUGGCGCGAAACCACCUCAAUCGUCACUCAACCUCAAGUAUAUGGAAGGGAUGGAGACAAGGAUAAAAUUGUAGACUUUUUGGUUAGUGAUGCAUCUGAAUUGGAGGAUUUAUCGGUCUAUCCAUUAACAGGUAUAGGUGGACUUGGUAAAACAACACUCGCCCAACUCAUCUUCAACCAUAAGAGGAUAGUUGACCACUUCGAGCUAAGAAUUUGGGUGUGUGUUUCAGAAGAUUUCAGUCUGAAGAGAAUGACAAAAGCUAUGAUAGGAUCAAUAUCUGGAAAUUCCUAUGAUUGUGAGGAUUUGGAUCUCGAGCCACUACAAAGAAGACUGCAAGAGUUACUUCGAGGUAAAAGAUAUUUGCUUGUUUUGGAUGAUUUGUGGGAUGAGGAACAAGAGAAUUGGCAGAAGUUGAAGUCUGUAUUGUCUUGUGGAAGAAAGGGUGCUUCGAUUUUGGUCACUACACGGCUUUCAAAGGUAGCAGAAAUCAUGGGAACGGUGCCUCCACAUGAACUAUCAAUGAUGUCUGAUGAAGACUGUUGGGAAUUGUUUAAAAAUCGAGCAUUUGGACCAACUGAGGUAGAAUCGACAAAACUUGUGGAAAUUGGAAAAGAGAUACUAAAGAAGUGUAGGGGAGUGCCUCUCGCAGCAAUAACAUUAGGAAGUCUGUUGCGCUUUAAAAGAGAAGAAAAAGAAUGGCUCCAUGUCAAGGAAAGCAAGUUGUGGACCUUACAAGGUGAGAACUCUGUCAUGCAGGCCUUGAGAUUAAGUUACUUGUACUUGCCAGUCAAGUUGAGACAAUGCUUUACCUUUUGUGCAAUAUUUCCAAAAGAUGAAGAAAUAAGUAAGAAACUUAUAAUUGAACUUUGGGUGGCCAAUGGAUUCAUUUCAUCCAAUGAAAUGUUGGAAGCGGAAGAUAUUGGUGAUGAGGUGUGGAAUGAACUAUAUUGGAGUUCACUUUUUCAAGAUAUUCAAACAGAUAAAUUUGGCAAGGUUAUGUAUUUCAAAAUGCAUGAUCUUGUUCAUGAUCUUGCUCAAUCUUUUGGAGAGGAAACUUGUUGCAGUACAUAUAAUAAGGGUAUAGUUAAUAUGCAUGCAAGAACCCGUCACUUCUCAAUUUACGAACAACACACAUCUGAUGAAAACAAUUCAAUCCAGUUGCACCAUGCCAACUCCUUGAAGACCUACAUAGAGUUGAAGUCCAGUGAUACUAAACAACUUUCACCUCAAGUAUUGAAAUGUUAUUCUUUGAGGGUGCUUUCGAGCAAAAGACUAAAAAAUUUGUCAACUUUGAUUGGUCGUUUAAAAUAUCUAAGGUACUUAGAUAUUUCUCAUGGUAGUUUCAAAACUCUUCCACAAUCUCUUUGUAGGCUUUGCAAUUUGCAGGUUUUGAAAUUAGACUAUUGUUAUCAUCUAAAAAGUUUGCCUGAUAGUUUAACAUGCUUAAAAGCUCUACAACAACUAUCUUUGAGAUAUUGCUACUCACUAUCAAGCUUGCCCCCUCAUAUAGGAAAGCUGACUUUCCUAAGGACUUUAGGUAUAUAUGUUGUUGGUAAGAAAAUAGGGUACCUUUUGGAAGAAUUGGGACAACUAAACCUUAAGGGAGAGCUUCACAUCAAGCACCUAGAGAGAGUAAAAAGUGUAGCACAGGCCAAAGAAGCCAAUAUGUCCAGUAAACACUUGAACCAAUUGAGGUUGUCGUGGGGGAGAAAUGAAGGGUCACAAUUACAAGAAAAUGUUGAGAAAAUUCUGGAAGUGCUUCAACCUCAUACCCAACAACUUGAUUUUUUGGGUGUGGGAGGAUAUACAGGUACGUAUUUCCCACAGUGGAUGUCUAGUCCUUCUCUAAAAGGCUUAACUUCUUUACAGCUCGCGGAUUGCAAAAGCUGUUUACACCUUCCGCAGCUAGGGAAACUAGCUUCUUUGAAGAAUCUAAAAAUAUCUAACAUGAGUCAUGUAAUAUACCUAAGGGAUGAGUCCUAUAAUGGUGGAGUUGGAGGUUUAAUGGCUUUGGAAGCUCUAGUCCUAGAGAAUCUGCCAAACUUGAUAAGGCUAUCAAGGGAGGAUGGAGAAAAUAUGUUCCCGGCCCUUAGUUUACUUCAAAUUACUGAAUGUUCUAAUUUGUCUGGUUUUCCUUGCCUUCCAUCUCUCAAGGAGUUGUAUAUAGAAGGGAAAUACAAUCAACAUUUACUAACAUCAAUUCAUAAAUUAGGUAGUCUUGAAACCCUACGUUUCUUGAAGAAUGAAGAGUUAACUUGCUUUCCAGAUGAGAUCUUAGUAAACCUUGGAUCUUUAAAGACAUUAGGCUUUCAUCACCACUCCAAACUCGAGAUACUCCCAAAUGAAAUCAUUAACCUUCAUGCUCUCCAAAUCUUAUAUAUCGGCAAUUGCGAUAGCAUUGAGUCAUUGACAGAUGAAGUAUUGAAAGGACUAUGCUCUCUCAAGGUGCUACAUAUAGUGAAGUGCCACAAGUUGAAUCUGUCAGAAGGUUUUCAAUACCUAACUUGUCUAGAGAUAUUGACGAUAUCUAGCUGUCCGGAAGUAGAAAGUUUGCAUGAGGCUUUGCAACAUAUGACUUCUCUGCAAUGCAUAAUAUUGUCUGAUCUUCCAAAACUAGAAUCUUUGCCUGACUGGUUGGGAAACCUUUCCUUGCUUCAGACAUUAAGGAUUUCUUUGUGUCCUAAUUUGAGCUGUCUUCCGGCGAGCAUCCAAUGUCUUAGCAGUCUAAAACUAUUGUGUAUUGAAUGCUGCCCUCGGGUGGAGAAGCGAUGCCAGAAGGAAAUAGGCGAGGACUGGUCAAAAAUAGCUCAUGUUCAGCAUAUUGAAGUACGAAGUAAGAAAGUAGUACAUGGCGAUCGAUAUUAUGGGGCUGGUGAAGUUUUCCUGGGGCACUGCUCCCUAUAGAGUGCACCAUUGCUCUGUGGAUGACUGCAUUUAUCAGGUCAUGUAAGCUUAGAUGUGUGUUUUCAUCUCCAUAAGCCACAAAAUUGUUAAAUUAUGUGCAUUAAACCGCUUGGCGUUUCUGCAAGUGCAAGUACAAAAUUGUCGGAAUUUCUUCCUAUAAUUGAUGAGGCACCAUUACCAAAUGUGAUUUGGUUGGUAGCAAGCAUUUUAGAGGGUUAGAUUGCAUUACAAGAACAAGUCCUUCAAAGCUGCUAUGGAAAUUUGUGCUACUAUUAAUGAGCUAUUUUAAUUUGUGUCUUUAAUUAGUCAAUUUGGUCAUUGAACGUGUCUUCUGUCACUCAGUUUGGUCCAUGAAAUAAGACACUUACGGAUGUUUUUGAAGUUGAAUACAUUCAAGGAUUAUAAUGACACUGUCUCGCACUGAGGAACCAAAAUAACUGUUUAUGCAACAGAAAACUAGAUUAGCAACAUGAUAUGGAAAAACCGAAAAUGUAUGGAUUCUAAAGGAUAACCUUACAUUAUCUUCUAUACAGCCCAAAUAGUAGCAAACUAGCAAUGAACCGAAGCAGUUUGUGUAGUUGAACUCAAUUAUUUAAUUAGGUCUAUGAACAUAGUUAAAGAAUCAAUUGAGCUGAACAUGGAGCCUAACAUUGGUCUACUUUGGUUCAUAAUAAUCUUGAAUAUGAAACUUUAAACACUCAAUGAAUGACACUAAAAAAGUGUUGUAAAAGUAUUGCAGUUAAUGCAAUCUGCACAUUUCAAGUCUUUUUUACUCUUUCUAUCUAACA